CUGUCAGGCUGGUUUCGACAGCUGGGGAAUUAACCUAUCCCGCCCAUCCCUAGCCUCGAGCCGCGCAGGCUCCGCGCCUCCGCCCUUGUUCCCUCCCAGCUCCUCCGAGUGGAAGCCGCUACAAAUGGCUUGAAUGAAACGUGUGUGGGUUUAGUGAGUGGUGAACCACCAGGGGAUCCCGUCUCCCCACAAACCAGUAUCUCUCCGAGAAGGAGACGAAGGAGUGGGAGGAGGCAACGAGCAGAGAGUCAAGCUUCGCGGGCGCGCGCAGCGGCUGGAGCGCGGGGCGAGGCCGGGCCACCUCCCCUUCCCGGCCGCGCACUGCCUGGCCCGCGGCGGUUCCAGGCACCACCCUCCCCAUCCGGGCUGCGCCCGCUGUGGCAGUGACUAGCUCCCGCGGCUAGCGGCACUGUCCACCGACGAGCGAAGCCCUCUUCUCCGCCUUCUCCCCACGAUUUCCUUUUCUGCGGCGGCACGCCGUCCAGCAGCCCGCUUCGCCCGGUCGUCAACUUUGAGCUGGAGGAGAAGCAACUUUGGCAGUGGCCGCGGGGUUGGAAUCCCGCUUCUCCUCGGCAGCAGUAGUCUCUCAAGUCGCUGGGGUUAGGUGGGGCAAGAGUUUCGCCGGUGCAUCAGCACGGCUUCGGACUGUUUGAAACCUGUUUCCAGCGAGCUGGCAGCGGGGUUGUGACUGCCAGUCGUCUGGGGGAGGGGGACUUGUUUUUCUUUUCCUCUAGAGACCUCGGCUUGCAACUGGAUCAAACACUGUCGAAAGGAUGUAAAUAGGCAGAGCAACUGUUACCAAGAAGGCCACCACCCCCACCCAAAGGCAGUGAGGAGUGUGGGGCUUCGUCUGGGCUCCCCCGAGUCUCAACAGUAGUCAACAGUCAGGUGUUGAUUGCAACUUUUCAAGGUCAGCCACCGGGAGUAGCCUAUUCCCUCUACGAACCUUGGAGGGCAUACCUCGCUGGGACUUGGCUGAGAAAUGCACAAGAUGCAAAAGGAGGAAGGAUUGUAGGGGGCGUGUGUGUGACCCCCAAGACCCAUCUUCCGCUAUCCCCGUAAUCUCCGGUUCCCCGCUACCCGGGCGGGGGUGAGUAUGUGACAUGUGCCUAACUCUCAGCAGCAACUUCGGCAGCAGGUGUCGAUCCUAACUAAGCAGGAGCUGCGGCUGCCGGGUGUGCCCUCACCAAGCCAUGCGAGCCCCGGGCGCGCUUCUCGCCCGCAUGUCGCGGCUACUGCUUCUGCUACUGCUCAAGGUGUCUGCCUCUUCUGCCCUCGGGGUCGCCCGUCCGUCCAGGAACGUAACUUGUCUGGGGGAGAGCUGUGAACCUACAGUGAUCCAGCGCCGCGGCAGGGACGCCUGGGGACCGGGAAAUUCUGCAAGAGACGUUCUGCGAGCCCGAGCACCCAGGGAGGAGCAGGAGGCAGCGUUGCUUGCGGCGGCCUCCUGGGACCUGCCGGCGGCCCCAGGCCGUGACCCGGCUGCAGGCAGAGGGGCGGAGGCGUCGGCAGCCGGACCCCCGGGACCUCCAACCAGGCCCCCUGGCCCCUGGAGGUGGAAAGGUGCUCGGGGUCAGGAGCCUCCUGAAACUUUGGGGAGAGGGAACCCCACGGCCCUCCAGCUCUUCCUUCAGAUCUCAGAGGAGGAAGAAAAGGGUCCCAGAGGCGCUGGCAUUUCCGGGCGCAGCCAGGAGCAGAGUGUGAAGACAGUGCCUGGAGCCAGCGAUCUUUUUUACUGGCCAAGGAGAGCCGGGAAACUCCAGGGUUCCCACCACAAGUCCCCGUCCAAGACGGCCAGUGGACUGGCGGGGCACGAAGGGCGGACAAUUGCACUCCCGGGCCGGGCGCUGGCCCAGAAUGGAUCCUUGGAUGAAGGAAUCCAUGAGCCUGGGGGUCCCCGCCGGGGAAACAGCACGAACCGGCGCGUGAGACUGAAGAACCCCUUCUACCCGCUGACCCAGGAGUCCUAUGGAGCCUACGCGGUCAUGUGUCUGUCUGUGGUGAUCUUCGGGACCGGCAUCAUUGGCAACCUGGCGGUGAUGUGCAUCGUGUGCCACAACUACUACAUGCGGAGCAUCUCCAACUCCCUCUUGGCCAACCUGGCCUUCUGGGACUUUCUCAUCAUCUUCUUCUGCCUUCCGCUGGUCAUCUUCCACGAGCUGACCAAGAAGUGGCUGCUGGAGGACUUCUCCUGCAAGAUCGUGCCCUAUAUAGAGGUCGCUUCUCUGGGAGUCACCACCUUCACCUUAUGUGCUCUAUGCAUAGACCGCUUCCGUGCUGCCACCAACGUACAGAUGUACUAUGAAAUGAUCGAAAACUGUUCCUCAACAACUGCCAAACUUGCUGUUAUAUGGGUGGGAGCUCUACUGUUAGCACUUCCAGAAGUUGUUCUCCGCCAGCUGAGCAAGGAGGAUUUGGGGUUUAGUGGCCGAGCUCCGACAGAAAGGUGCAUUAUUAAGAUCUCUCCUGAUUUACCGGACACCAUCUAUGUUCUAGCCCUCACCUACGACAGUGCGAGACUCUGGUGGUAUUUUGGCUGUUACUUUUGUUUGCCCACGCUUUUCACCAUCACUUGCUCUCUAGUGACAGCGAGGAAAAUCCGCAAAGCAGAGAAAGCCUGUACCCGAGGGAAUAAGCGGCAGAUUCAUCUGGAGAGCCAGAUGAACUGUACGGUAGUGGCACUGACCAUUUUAUAUGGCUUUUGCAUUAUUCCUGAAAAUAUCUGCAACAUCGUUACUGCCUACAUGGCUACAGGGGUUUCGCAGCAGACAAUGGACCUCCUUAAUAUCAUCAGCCAGUUCCUUUUGUUCUUUAAGUCCUGUGUCACCCCAGUCCUCCUUUUCUGUCUCUGCAAACCCUUCAGUCGGGCCUUCAUGGAGUGCUGCUGCUGUUGCUGUGAGGAAUGCAUUCAGAAGUCUUCAACGGUGACCAGUGAUGACAAUGACAACGAGUACACCACGGAACUCGAACUCUCGCCUUUCAGUACCAUACGCCGUGAAAUGUCCACUUUUGCUUCUGUCGGAACUCAUUGCUGAAGGAUAGUACUUGGUUGGGUCAGAUUUAUUUGUUUGAUUUUCAUAUCCCAUGAAAGUUUUUAAUUCAUGUUUUUCCUUAUAGGGAAAAAUGCAAAAAAUAAACAAUAAAGAAAGAAAUAUUAACUACUGCAGAACUGAUUUUACAAAUUAAUAUUUGUGCUUUGAAAAAAAGUUUCUAUUUAGUUAUUUAAGAAGAACAAGAAGGCCAAUAGUUUUAGAGCAUUUUAUCUGGUAUGGUGCUAAUAUUUUCUUUGAAAAAAGUUACUGCAACUUAACUUAAAAUUGCUAACGUUUUUUCUUCUUUUAAAAAUACAAUUAUUGUAUAUUGAUUAUAGCCAUGGGAUUUUGUAGGUUAUUUUAUAUUUGAGUUGUGAUUGAAAGUAUGUUGUAUAUGGUAUUGUGAGAUGAUUUGUACUUGGAAGCAUUCACAAAGUAGCACCAAAUAAAUUACACUUUAUUCUUUAAUGUCAUUGUCAAUCUGCUUUUAACCAAUAUUCAAUAAAUCUUCUAAUUGCCUUAAAGAUACAAUUACUGGUUCUAUGCACAAUUUAAAACCGGCCUUACUGUUUUAUAACGUAUUUUCUUUUAAGGCAGGUAAUCAUUAUGUUACAAAGAAGUUUUUCUAAUAGUAUUUUAUAUGCAUGAUUCAUAAAACUAUGUUGUAUGUUAAAACAAAGCUGUAUUUUUAAUAUUCAGGUAUAGAUGUCAAAUUACUUCUGAAUACUUAUAAAAUAUGCAUAAAUAGCAGAGUAGGAAGAAAGUUUCUUUUUUAAAAAAUUCACCUCUGAACUAGCACAUAGAGCUACAGAUUUUCCCUUGGGGAAUUAUGGGCAGAAUCAAGAAUUUUAAAAUGCAGUUGUCAUCUGAUUUCCUCUGAUCACUGACCUUUGAAGCUUUGUGAAUCCUACGUAAAGCACUCUGAGUUCUAAUUUUUCUCCUUUUGAAAAAUAAACUUGAUGAAAUCUAUACAACUUAAUUUCUUUAAGUGCAAUGAAAGUAUAGGAGUGGAAUAAUAACAUAUUUAUAUAUUUUUAUUAGAACAUUCAAAUAAUACCUUUAACUUGAUGCUUCAUAAACUCUGAAUAAAAAAACCUAACCUCCUUCAUUGGGAACAUUUGAAUCCCCUCUUUUGCCUCUUCGGGAGUUUAAAAUGCAGCAAUUGUGUAGGAUGCUUGCUGUGUGGGACACAUGUCUAACUCAGGUGGCAGAGACCAUGACCUAGUGACACAGUGAUAUUUAAAAGCUACCAAAGAAGAUGUGUAGUUGGAUGUCUUUGUCUUCAGAAAAAUCUUGUUAUAGCGAACCCAGUUUUCUUGCUGGGAAAACGUAUUUUCUGCUUGCUGAUUUCUGUUCUACUCAGCAUAAGUAAGUCAGUAUUCCUUUUUCCAAAUUAUAACAUGAUGUUAUUUAAAAAUCAUUAAAGAGAUUGGUGCAGGUGAAACUUAAAAUGGCAAUGCCCAGGCUAUCUCCUUUUUCCCAGUCCAAUACUUUUCAAAGGGGUUUUUCCCUCCAUAGUGGGUAUUCUGUGGGAUCUGCAGGAGAAUUAAAACAAGGCGCCCUUGUCUUCUUGUAGAUCCCUGUAAUAGGUCUUUGGAAAAUUUCUCAAGAGGUCAUCUGAGCUAGGUUUUGGCUGCUGAGCAGAUCAGCAACUGUGAUUCCAUAGUGUCUCUCUUGAUAUUUAGUCACUUUAUAAAUCAAGGAACAAUUGAGCAUGUCAUGUAGAAAAGAUUCUAUCCUAUUACCUGAGUAACUAAAGGUAAAUAGGUCACAGCCUCACACCUUACAAAAUCAGGCAGGGAUGACAUAGAUGGGAAGGAAUAAAAUAAAUACAUAGACAACUAUGAUAUAAGCUGGGGCUUGUUAGGUGCCUCAGGAAGAUGUGAAGUUCUGCGAUACUUUGGAAUAGAGGGAACGCUUGUCAGAAGAGAGCAUGGAAAGCUUUAUGAGAUAACUGGAUGUGUGGGCUUUUAGAAGGAGCUGAUGAAAGAUUGUGUGAGGAGUGGACACUUCAGGAGGAGAGAGCUAAUUUAUAAAGGAAUACAGGAAGAAAUCAGUGGGUGUCACUGAAGAAUAAACAGCCCAGUUUGACUUCUGUGCUACGUGUGCAUAGAAGCCUUGUGGGAAAUAUUAAAGAAAAUAUGCACCAAGGCCAUCUAAUAAUAGGGCCACGUUUUGAAAGAUGUUCACAUGGUGGUGCUUCAGGAAAUGGGGCUUUGCUUUUAAGGUUUUUGAGCAUGGAGAAAUAGUAUCACAGCUCUGCAAUAGGAAGAUCAACUUGCAAACAGUUUACAUAGGCUGGUAGGGGACAGUCUGAGCAUGAAAAAGCAACUAGGAAGCUAUUGUAAGAGGUUGAACCACAAUGGAGGGAGCGGGAACUUAAAUUUCUUUUUUCAUUUAUACUUGCCUUUCAACUUUUUAUAGUUGCAACAUGUACUUUCUUAUUGAAUCCUUCCUCUGUCAAAGUGGAAACUUUGAUAACUCAAAACAAAUUGUCCAAAGUAUAAAGUGAUUUCAAAGUUUUCUCAUAGUCUUGUGUUUUUCACAAAAACCAAUUUCUAUAACAUACUUUUAAAAAAUUGUUAAUCAUUUCUGUUCAGCAUUUCUUCAGUCUAGAUCUUACCCAAUGUCUUCCGCUCCUCAUUCAACAACAACAACAACAACAACAAAAAACUCACAUCUAAGAUUAAGUUCAGUAAAAUUUUGAUUAAUCAGAAAAUACUAGGAAUGGCGUUUUGGUUACUUAACAGUAACACUUUUGUGGUUUCAGAGUAGUCAAUGAAAAUAUUUUCAAAAUAUAUGUCUAUAUCUAUAACUGGAUAUAAUUAACUCGAUUUAACAUUUACUUGAUGAUUCACAAUUUUGAAGCCUUUGAAUGUUUGACUUCAAGCAGCAAGAAAGAUGGAGAGAUAGUGGGAAGGUAAACGUGAAGUGGUGCUCUGAGGGAUCAGUGGUUGAGAGGGAAGAAGUAGGAGGAAGAGCUUCACAGAGGAAAAGGAUCAAAUCCUUAUUCCAUAUUAUAGAUGUAAGUAAUUUACUGAAUUCUAAGAAAAUGCUGAUACUUAUUUUAAAAACUGUAUCCCUAAUCUUUUUUCCUCAUCAGUUCCUUAUUUCUCAUAAAAGUAAAAUUAGAAUAAAAGAUCAAUUUCUUUAAGAAUUAUGGUGAAAUUGAUUUUAGUGUGUUAUGUAAAGUAAUUGAUUUUAGUGUGUUAUGUAAAGUAGCAAGUGAUACUGAGUGUAGGGCAUUUUAAGUAACAGCUCUUUCAUUAUAUCUCAGCUAAUUUAUUCAACAACUAUUGAAUGAGUACUAUUAUAUGUUAAGCACCAUUGUAGGUGCAUGUGAUAUAGCUGUGAACAAAUCAUCAAGAAGCUUUGCCCUCUCUUGUUGAGACAGACAGACACUAUAAAUAAGGAGAAUACAUGGUGUAUAGUUUUUAGAAUACAUAGUAUUUUUGAUAGUGAAAAUUACCACGGAGGAAAGGAGUACCAGGGUAAGGUGGGGUUAUGAAGAAGACCUUAUUGCUAAUAUGACAUUAAAUUAAGACUUGAAGAGAGCAAUCAAGUCUUACAGCAACUGGGGGAAAAAGCAGGUUCUGAGGUAGGAAUAUGUCUGAUAGGUUUCAGGAAUGUAAAGCAGCUAGUGAAGCUGGAAAAGAAGGAAGAGAAGUAGAUGAGAUCAAAGAGCUAAAGGGAGGCCUUGUAAACUAUUGUAAUGACUGCUUUUUAUUCUGAGUAACACACCAUUGGAGGGUUUUAGAUGAAGUGAUCUGAUUUUUUUCAAACUAACAAUUUUAUUUAUUUAAUUUUAAUAUUACCAUAUAGUUAAUGUACAGUAAAUUCACUCCUGUUAGCACACAGUCCUGAGCAUGCACAGUUGUGUAACCACCACUGCAAAGUAUAAAACAGUCUCAUUAUUUCAGAAAAUCUUCCCAUCCCCCUUUGUAGCCAACUUUAUUCCAUUCCCUGCCCAACCACGGUCUUCUCUCUUUUUUGAUUGUUGCAGAAUGUCAUAUAAAUGGAAUUGUAUCAUACAUAGCAUUUCCAUCUGGCUUCUUUCACUAGCAGAGUAUGUUGGAUGUUCAUCCAUGUUGCCUGUAUCAGUAGUUUGUCUCUUUCUAUUGCUGAGGAGUAUUCCAUUGUAUGAAUGUACCACUGUGUGUUUAUGCAUUUCUUUCUCAGCUGAGGGACAUUUGAAUUGUUUCAAAACUUGGUGAUUAUUAAUAAAGCCACUAUAAAUGUC
This is a messenger RNA of Symphalangus syndactylus (siamang), 7272 nucleotides long. It is a transcript of the gene GPR37, whose product is annotated as G protein-coupled receptor 37. Lineage: Eukaryota; Metazoa; Chordata; Mammalia; Primates; Hylobatidae. Gene Ontology annotation, molecular function: G protein-coupled peptide receptor activity; prosaposin receptor activity. Gene Ontology annotation, biological process: adenylate cyclase-inhibiting G protein-coupled receptor signaling pathway; positive regulation of MAPK cascade. Gene Ontology annotation, cellular component: plasma membrane; signaling receptor complex. The record is from RefSeq and is a predicted model, not a curated record.